Messenger RNA from Lactuca saligna, 945 nucleotides. Lineage: Eukaryota; Viridiplantae; Streptophyta; Magnoliopsida; Asterales; Asteraceae. The record is from the annotation of a GenBank genome assembly.
AUGGCUGGACUACCGGAUAACCCUGAUGACUGGUUUCGACUUGAGGAUCCUGAUGAGCCAUUUGGAGUUCCUUUGCAUCCACAUCCACUACACUUAGCGGGGGAUCCGUACUUUCCCCAUGACGGUCUUGAGGAGGAGGAUCCCGAAGAGGAUCCUGAGGAGGAUCCCGAAGAGGAUCCUGAGGAGGAUCCCGAUGAGGAGGAGCUCGAGAAUGAGGGCAUAUUUCAGGAUGCCCAAGAGACUGAUGAUGAUGGUCCUGCAGAGGAUGAGGGAGACCUCUCCGAAGAGGAACCUACUCCCCUUACCCCACCAGACUCACCACCGAGACCCUACCAGCCGUACCUUCUGCGCGGCAAGGGCCCUUGUAUGAUGAGGACCCCAGGAACUACUAUAUCUCCUAUUUACCACUUGGACCCAGCUGCUCAGGUUUCCCGACCCACUAGUGGUCUAUUAGGGAAACGUAAUCGACCCAGUGAGCCAUCUUGGCUCACAGACCUCCUUAGCAGGAGGGAUGCUACUGAUCUACCACCACGGUUUGAGGUUGGUGAAUCUUCACGAGCACCACUCAGGUUUAAUCCUGAGGAUGAUCCGAUACCUCGCUUGAUGACUCAGAUUGAUCAGACCGAGGAUAGGAUUAGAUCCUUGGAGCAGUUUGUGAGAGGUCCAGGCUCUACUUCCCUCGACCAUCGAGUUGAGACACUCGAGGAAGAGGAGAAGGAGAAUUCUGAUGCGAUCCAGAUAUUAUAUCAUCUCUCGGGUGCUGAUCACGAUGCAGUGAAUGCCUUGAGUGCUCAGGUUAGAGCACAGAACUACCGGAUUCAGAUCAUGGAGAGCGAGCUUGCUGCGCAGCGAAAUCAGUUGGUUAUCUCUGCGCAGGAACGACGCUACAUCUUGGACCAGUUCGAGGACUUUGUCCUCUAUGUGAUGACUCGAUUUGGGAGGUAG